AUUCGACGACGACCUCUGGGCACACUUCAAUCGCCUUCCCGCGAGAUAUGCGAUGGAUGUGAACGUGGAGAGAGCGGAGGACGUGCUCACGCACAAGAGAUUGCUGGAGCUGGUGCGUGAUCCCGCAAAUAGGCCUGCCUUUGCCGUCCGCUUGGUUCAGGUACCCCCAUUGUAUGAUGGAAAUCAUGGUGGUUCUUUUGGCAGCACACAUGGUGAUGGCGAUGAUCAUUGUUCUUCAAAUUAUUUCCUUAAUAAACAAAGCAUUCACCCCCCUCCUGCCUUUGGUUCAUCGCAAAAUCUUGAGACCUUUGUCCUCGAAGCAAGCAAGCAACACGUUCAAGAUGGAAACAGUGCUGCGGAGGCCUUCCAACACUUCAGCAGACCUAUGCAUGAAAUCACCUUUUCGACUGAUGACAAGCCUAAGCUUCUUAGCCAGGAAACCGACCAGCUUAGGAAUGCACUGCAGAAGGAGCUCCUGAAAAUUGAGAAGCAAGCAUGGUUGAAGCCUCUUCCAUGGUCUCCUAAACUGGAAAACAUAGAAGUUGUUCAGGAACCUUUACCCCACCAUGUCCAGAUACCUACUGAUGGCACUGAUGUCUGGGAGAUUGAUUUCCGGCUAUUGAAGUUUGAAAGUAAAGUUGCUUCUGGUUCAUAUGGUGACCUUUACCGAGGAACAUACUGCAGUCAGGAGGUAGCAAUUAAAGUACUCAAGCCUGAGCGUGUAAAUGUGGAUAUGCAGCGAGAGUUUGCCCAGGAAGUUUAUAUUAUGAGAAAGGUUCGUCACAGGAAUGUUGUACAGUUUAUUGGUGCAUGCACCCGCCCUCCUAGCCUAUGUAUCGUGACAGAAUUCAUGUCGGGUGGAAGUGUAUACGACUUUCUUCAUAAACAGAAAGGUGUUUUCAAGCUUCCAGCAUUGCUCAGAGUAGCAACUGACGUUUCCAAGGGUAUGAACUACUUGCACCAAAACAAUAUUAUCCAUAGAGACCUGAAGGCUGCCAAUCUUCUGAUGGAUGAAAAUGAGGUUGUCAAAGUUGCGGAUUUUGGUGUUGCACGUGUUAAAGCUCAAACUGGAGUGAUGACUGCAGAAACAGGAACAUACCGUUGGAUGGCUCCGGAGGUCAUUGAACACAAGCCUUAUGAUCACAAGGCUGAUGUUUUUAGUUUCGCUAUAGUGUUAUGGGAACUGCUUACAGGAAAGCUUCCUUAUGAAUACCUAACACCAUUACAGGCGGCAGUGGGCGUUGUUCAAAAGGGUCUAAGACCUACAAUUCCGAAGCAUACUCAUCCUAAGCUUGCUGAGCUGCUUGAAAAGUGCUGGCAGCAAGACCCUGCUGAAAGGCCAGAUUUCUCAGAGAUCUUACAAAUUCUCCGACUUAUUGCUAAAGAGGUAGGAGAUGAGUCGGAGGAGCAUCGUAAGGAUAAGUCUUCUGGUGGAUUCCUGUCAGUUCUGAGGCGAGGGCAUUAAUGUGAGAGAUAUACCGUACUGUCAAAAAACUUUAUAAAGUUUUCAUCAUGGCCAUAUCCUGUUUGUCUUUUAAGGCGACCUUGAACUGUACAGUAUAUAUUUGUUUAAUGACCUGGUUCAUAAUUUUUGAGGUGAAUCCUGAAUCUUGAAGAUGCAUCGAAGUUGGUAUGUAGCAUAUUGUUUAAUGUUACAGUUCGUGAGGCAUUGCUUGUUUUCCUUUGACAAGUCAAUUAUGUUUAGUAUUUCAUAUUUUUGGAGCA
Messenger RNA from Asparagus officinalis (garden asparagus), 1725 nucleotides. RefSeq names its product serine/threonine-protein kinase STY46-like. The record is from RefSeq and is a predicted model, not a curated record. Gene Ontology annotation, molecular function: protein kinase activity; ATP binding. NCBI's taxonomy places the organism in Eukaryota, Viridiplantae, Streptophyta, Magnoliopsida, Asparagales, Asparagaceae. Gene Ontology annotation, biological process: protein phosphorylation. Bases 53 to 1465 code for a protein of 470 amino acids. The transcript is spliced from 15 exons.